UCCAUUCCCGCAGAGGAGGGCAGGUGAGUUCUCUCGCACCGACAAAGUGAGCCGUGCGAUCAUCUCAGGAUUUUAAAGUUCAAACCUCGUCUGGGAAUUCCAGCUCCCCACCGCCCCCCACCAGCCCAACCCGCAAAACGCCCAACGGGCUACCCACCCCCUCCGCAUCCUCCUCAACAAUGGGCAUAGAAAAGCAGCAGGUGGAACGCGCGGGCACCGCCGGCGGACGUCGACCCUCUGAACCCACCUCGCCAUUGAAAUACGCGUUAGCGGCCGCGCCUGCCGACACAGCCCGCAGGAUCCUCCUCUCGGCUCUGAAAGCCUGGCUUACGGGCUACGCGACGGCGGCGGUGCCCAGCAUCGUGGGGAUCAUCUUGAAAUGUUUCCGGAAGGGUUUCAACAAGUUCGAUUUGAGGGAUACCGUCGUCAAAAUCGUCCGAGUGCUUUUGGAGAAGAGUCCCCGCGCAAGGAUGCCGUGGUUCUUUUUGGCGCUUAUUGGGGGAUUCAAGGCGUUGGAUAGGGUUGCCGACAUGCUUGUCAGAUACAUGUACGCCAGGAACGCCGUGAAAAGUGGGAAGGAGGUUACUAUCGAUGACGACAAGCAUGAUCUGGAGAACGGAGGGCUGGUGAAAGACGUCACAUCAGCCAAAACAACAACUGUCCCGCCCGCCAUAAAGAUCAUCAACCCGAGCUUUAUCGCGGCAGCCAUCUCUAGCGGGUUAUCGCUGCUCAUCAUCCCUAAAGCGAAAAGGGCCGAUUUUGCGAUCGUCACCCUCGUGAGGGCGCUGGAUUCGUUUGCGUCGUUCCAGAAGACUUGGAUCACCGAUGGGUUGAAGAAGCGGAAGGUGCCCCUGAGCCUGGUUGGAAAUGCGGAUUCGGCCAUUUUCAUCUUGGCUUGUGCUAGGAUCAUGUUUUGUUGGUUCUACACCCAAGAGGCCCUCCCCCGCGACUACACCAAAUGGAUCAGCAAAAUGUCCCGCCUCGACGUCCGCCCGCUCGAAGCCGUCCGCCUCCUCUCCCGCGGCGAAAUGGUCUACGGCCGCGACACGGGCCACGCCAACCUCCUCGGCGACUACGCCGUCUCCCUCGGCCUCCCCUUCGCCUCCGGCGACCCCGCCAACGGCCAAAUCCCCUGCACAGUCGUCCACGGCGGCAUCGAAGGCUGCAUCCGCCACCUCUACCACGUCUGGUGGUUCGGCUUCUGGGACGCCCUGAGGAUCUACAUCCCCGUGCACCUCCUCCCCGCGCUCAUUUUCCACCGCCACCGCUUCACCCACCCCACGAAGGCCGCGGAAACCAUCUGGCGAAUCGCGCUCGGCGCCGUCCGCUCAGCCACCUUCCUCGCCACCUUCAUCGAUUUCGUCUGGCUGCCCAUCUGCGCCGUGCGGAAUAUCACAAACGACGACUCGUACCUCGGCCCCACGCUCGGCGCCAUGCUCUCCGGAACAUCCAUCUUCAUCGAGCGCAAGAGCAGGAGGAGGGAGAUGAUGCUGUAUGUGGUCCCCAAGGCGAUUGAGAGCGUGUGGUGGAGUUUGACAAAGUACGGGCCGGGGUGGAAGGUGCCGGGGGCCGAGGUGCCGUUGUUUGGGCUGGGGAUGGGGUACUUGUUGUCGGCGUAUGGGCAUCAUCCGAAGGCGCUGAGGCCCGCGGUUAGGGGCGUGUUGGGGUUCUUCUUGGUGUAGAUUUCGUGUAGGUUUUUUGUGCGGUGAGGCAUUGAUGGGCCCUCUUUCAUCUCAUUUGUUUUUCCGAGGAAGUGGGGCAUAUUUUCGCGUAAGGCGUCGGGGGAGUGGGGAGGAGUUUUCGUUGGAUUCGACCGGAGGAAUAUCUGUACAAAUUUGGACAACUUUAAUUUACACGGUUGCCGCUACAUGUUU
Fimicolochytrium jonesii is the source of this 1874-nucleotide messenger RNA. RefSeq lists its product as uncharacterized. Bases 180 to 1682 code for a protein of 500 amino acids. NCBI's taxonomy places the organism in Eukaryota, Fungi, Chytridiomycota, Chytridiomycetes, Spizellomycetales, Powellomycetaceae. The transcript is spliced from 2 exons. The record is from RefSeq and is a predicted model, not a curated record.